CGCAGACUGUGAGAGGAAUGAAGAUACAAAGUCACAGACUGAGAUAGAAAGAUAGAACACUAGAGGGAAAGAGGAGGAGAUAGAGUAGUGAAAAGACAGUGAUAGUAAACUAGUGAGACAGAGGAAGCAGAAACCCACAAAAAAAAGGAGGGAUCCAAAGUGUGACACAUUGUCUGUCAGUUUUCAGCCAGGCCUUGAACAGACAGUUUAAGACGAAGGACGUUUUUUGGAGUGUGGCCUCUCUUUUCAUUCUAUUUUUUAAAUUCAUCUGAUCAAAUGCAACACUGUGGAUAUGUACACUUCUGGCUGUUGGGGUCAGUGUUACUGAUCUGCCUCAUCUCAGGGGUCACAAGGGUGAAUGGGGGCGUGGCGCUAACACAUCAAGAAUCCCACCUGAAGCCAUCAGAGCCAAAAUCGAACUUGAAUCAGACUGAACCUGACCUUGGCUCCAGCAUCAUAGGAAUACAGAUCGUGACCUUUAAGUGGCACCAUGUGAAGACCCCUUAUCUAGUUGCAUUAUGGAUAUUGGUGGCUGGUUUGGCUAAAUUGGUCAUCGAGGCCAACCACCAUGUGACCAAUGUGAUCCCAGAGAGCGCCCUACUCAUCUGCUUUGGCUUCAUUCUGGGUGGGAUAGUUUGGGGUGCAGACAAGGUGCAAACCUUCAAGCUGAACCCAACAGUGUUCUUCUACUUCCUGUUGCCUCAAAUCAUCCUGGACACGGGCUACUCCAUGCCAAACAAGCUCUUCUUCAGCAACAUGGGGGCCAUCCUGGUCUACGCCGUCAUCGGGACCGUCUGGAACGCUGCCACCUUAGGGUUGUCGCUGUGGGGGUGUGACAAGGGAGGAGCCAUGGGUGACCUGGAAAUUGGUCUGCUGCAGUAUCUUCUCUUUGGCAGUCUGAUUGCUGCUGUGGACCCCGUAGCCGUUAUCGCCGUGUUUGAGCAAGUCCACGUCAACGAGGUCCUCUUCAUCUUGGUGUUUGGAGAGUCGCUGCUCAACGACGGUGUGACAGUGGUGCUCUUCAAUGUAUUUGAUGCGUUUGUGUCACUGGGAGGAUCCAGAAUUGAUGCUGUGGAGAUCAUCAAAGGAAUAAUUUCCUUCUUUGUGGUGGCGUUUGGUGGUUCCCUCAUGGGCUUUGUGUUUGGCCUGCUGGUCUCUCUUCUGACCAGAUGCACUAAAAACAUCCAGAUCAUCGAGGCAGGCUUCAUCUUUGUCUUGGGCUACCUCUCCUACCUGACUGCUGAGAUGCUCUCCCUCUCUUCCAUCCUUUCGAUCGUCUUCUGUGGUGUGUGCUGCCAGAAGUACAUAAAUGCAAACAUGGACGAGAAGUCUGUCCUCACAGUCAGAUAUGUCAUGAAGGUUUUAGCCAACGGAUCAGAAACCAUCAUCUUCGUGUUCCUCGGCAUCUCUGCCAUUGAUACGACAAUCUGGGUGUGGAACACGGGCUUCAUCCUCCUCACGCUCUUCUUCAUCUUUGUGUAUAGAUUCAUCGGCGUCUUUAUUCUCACCUGGAUGCUGAACAAGUACAGGCUGGUCCCCGUGGAGUUCAUAGAUCAGUUGAUUAUGAGCUACGGUGGCCUGCGAGGGGCUGUGGCAUAUGGUCUGGCUACUUUGCUGGAUGAGAAAAAGAUAAAGGAGAAGAAUCUGAUGAUCUGCACUACUCUCAUUGUAGUGUACUUCACUGUCAUUCUUCAGGGAAUAACGAUGAAACCUCUGGUCACCUGGCUUAAAGUAAAGAGAGCUGCAUUGGCUGAGCUCACACUCAUAGAAAAAGUGCAGAACAAGGUGUUUGACCACAUGCUUGUUGCCAUAGAAGAUAUAUCUGGACAAAUAGGACAUAACUACAUGAGGGACAAGUGGAAUAAUUUUGAGGAGAAGUGGAUGACGAGAAUUUUGAUGAAGCCGUCGGCGAGGAAGAACCUCAACCACGUCGUCAACGUCUUCCAUCAGUUGAACCUCAAGGAUGCUAUGAGCUACGUGGCUGAGGGUGAACGUAGAGGCUCUCUGGAGUUUAUCCGCAAUGAAACUGCAUUUAUCGACUUCAAGAAAAAGUUUGGUGACGAAUUCUCAGAAAUCAUGCCUGACAUCAUGGCUGACAUGUCAGACGAUUACGCUGCAAUGUCCCAUAUAAGAAGAGACCCUGUGCCAUCAGUGAGCCUGGAAAUGCAUGAACAGAACAUGAAGGGUAUGAGGGAAACAGAGGACAUUAACACUCACCACCUGCUGCAGCAGCAUCUGUACAAGGGCAGGAAACAGCACCGGCACAGGUACAGCCGGAGCCAUUUCGAUGUCAACCAGGAUGAAAAUGAGGUGCAGGAGAUCUUCCAGAGGACCAUGAGGAAUCGCUUGGAGUCCUUUAAGUCUGCAAAGAUGGGCAUUGCUCCACCAAAGCCAAUUACCAAGUACACAAAGAAAGACCAACAGCAAAAGAUGCCAAAUGGAAAAUCAAUGGACAAAACUAAAAGCUACCACUCUGGUGAUGAAGAUUUUGAGUUCUCAGAAGGAGACAGCACCUUUGGCUAUGAGGCAUCAGGCAGUUCAUUCCACACGAGGGUCACCUACAGAGCAGGAGCUGGAAUUGAGAAUCCAGCCUUCAUACCGGACAUGGACCCCACGGCACAGGGUCAGAUCCCUCCGUGGCUGGCGGAGGCCGAGCUCGACAGCAGCAUGGUGGCUCCUUCUCAGCGAGCCCAGGUGAGGCUGCCGUGGACGCCCAGCAACCUGCGCCGCCUGGCUCCUCUUCGCAUCAGCGCUCACUCCACCGACUCCUUCAUGCUGGCCGACACUCCUGACACGCAGGAAUGGGACAACGAGCAGCUGCCGCCACCUCCACCACCUCACAGUGACGGAGGCCAAAUGUAGCAGCGUCCCUCCCCUCCCUCAUCUCCCUCGAACCUGGUUGCCAAAGACACAGAACCCAACCUCAGACUUUUCUACUCUCAAAAUAUUGACUAGGGAAUGUUUUAUUUUCCGUGCCAUUGUUUAAUCUAAUUCCAGAGUUUCUAGACAAAACAUUCACAAUCACAUAACCUUUGUGCUCUUGAGGCAGUUUCUUGUGUUGCUCUAACUUCACCCUUCACUAAGCAAAAUGAAGCUGCACAUAAAGUGACAGAUCCUGUAUGCACAGUGGCGUGUUAUUUAUGUUGAGCAUUGUCCUAUUUCCUCCUCAUAGUAAACCAGUCAAACAUUGCAAAUCAGUCCCUGAGAAGUAUCUCAUCCAUGAAUGUGAUCCAGAAACCUUUUUCAAGAACUAUUUACGAAUUGUGUUAUUUAUAAAGAUAAUAAACUUGAUUAGUGUUGCAAAAAUAAUUCCUCUAUAAUCUGAAUAUAACAUUUUUGUGUGUUUUCUCAUUUAUCUCAGAACAGUACUUGAAGUUGAAUAUUGAAUUUGAAGAAUAAGACCACUGUAAAAAUGUCACAUGUAUGAUAAAGACAUAUAUUUAUUCACAAAUUAAGUUUGGUAUUGUGUGGACAUUUCCAUCAUCUCAAACCUGUGCACAAGCGAACAGUUACAUAUAUUUUAUGUACCUCCGACAAAGAACACUUUGGCUGACUGGGCAUGGUUUUGAACUGUAUGCAUUUAAAAGAUGGAUUUAGAAAUAAAAAUGAAGAAAAAAGUC
Siniperca chuatsi (mandarin fish) is the source of this 3620-nucleotide messenger RNA. Its product is annotated as sodium/hydrogen exchanger 3-like. Gene Ontology annotation, molecular function: sodium:proton antiporter activity. The transcript is spliced from 16 exons. Gene Ontology annotation, cellular component: apical plasma membrane; brush border membrane. NCBI's taxonomy places the organism in Eukaryota, Metazoa, Chordata, Actinopteri, Centrarchiformes, Sinipercidae. The coding region runs from base 277 to 2862 and encodes 861 amino acids. Gene Ontology annotation, biological process: sodium ion transport; regulation of pH; proton transmembrane transport. The record is from RefSeq and is a predicted model, not a curated record.